This is a messenger RNA of Bolinopsis microptera, 1204 nucleotides long. RefSeq names its product dnaJ homolog subfamily C member 27-like. The transcript has a single exon. Gene Ontology annotation, biological process: vesicle-mediated transport. Gene Ontology annotation, molecular function: GTPase activity; GTP binding. Lineage: Eukaryota; Metazoa; Ctenophora; Tentaculata; Lobata; Bolinopsidae. Bases 134 to 925 code for a protein of 263 amino acids. The record is from RefSeq and is a predicted model, not a curated record.
UCAUACAUGUUGCUUUACUUUUCACCCCAGGGGUUAGGUUUCAAUCAAUGUUUAAAACUUUCCGCUUUGUUGCUUUAAAUGGCUUUGUAUCAUAAGUAGAUUCCACGUUUUCUAACCUUUUGUUUGCCCAGUUAUGACGGCUCCGGUGAAAGGUCAGAAAAGGAGGCUCCGAAUCAAAAUAAUCAGUCUUGGCGAUGCCAGCAGCGGAAAAAGUUGCAUUAUUAAAAGAUAUUGCGAGAAACGCUUUGUUCCCAAGUACAUGCAAACCAUCGGGAUUGAUUACGGUGUCACCAAAUACAACGAGAGUGGUGAAGAUGUACGGGUGAAUAUAUUCGAUUUCGCCGGUCAUCCGAUAUUCUACGAAGUUCGUAACGAAUUUUAUCGUGAUACCCAAGGGGUUCUGCUUGUCUACGAUGUUACAAACAGAGAAAGUUUUCGACAUCUUGAUGAUUGGCUCUUAGAGAUGAGAAAGUUUACCAGUGAUGUCGAAGAUUAUAUUGUUGCAGUGUGUGCUAAUAAAACUGAUAUCGGUAGACGAGUGGUAACAGAAGAUGCAGGAAGGGAUUAUGCUCAAAAGAAAGGUUUCCUUUAUUUUGAGCUGUCUGCAUAUUCAGGCAAGGGAGUAAACGAUAUGUUCAGUAAUUUGUUUACAGAUGUUGUCAAGAAUGUUCGACACGGCAAGUCAAAAAUAGGAAGCGUGAAUUUGGGAUAUACUCGAGAACAGGCAGAUAUAGUGGUCAGGAUUAAGAACUCAAAGGAUGAUUAUGAUAUUCUCGGUGUUGCUAAAAGCUCUCCCCCAGAGGAAAUUAAAAAAGCGUUUAAGAAGUUGUGUCUUCUUUUACAUCCAGACAAAAACUUGGCUCCAGGAGCUACGGAAGCUUUCAAAGCUCUUCAGCUUGCGAGAAAUAAUCUUUUGAAUCGAUAGAAACUUUAAAAGCCGAUAUUUUUAUUCUUUACAAUUCAAAAUGUGAUAUUUCUAUGAUUGACUACCACUUGGGUUUAAAAUGGAUGCGAUGUCAGAUUAUUAUUUGUAAUACUUGUUUUAUACCUGUACAUAUAUUAUUAAAUUGUCUGUUUCUAGACAGGAACUCUUUUGGGCUCAUUUCAGCAAUUUUUGUGAGAUCCUUUUAUCAACUUGUUGAUAAAUUUGGUCGGUAUGGCUGUGUUUUGGCUAACUUGUUUUAUUUUUGUUAUUUGUUAUUUA